UCUCUCUUCUAAUCAUUCAUUUCAUCCUAAAUUCUUCAUCUCAUCAACUUACCAUUGAACAGAGACGCAAAUGGCGUACGUUGCUGUAACUUCACUUAUGGAAACUCUACAUCUACAUUUCUUGCAAUCACAACCAUGCUUCCCUCUUCAACACAAACAACAAAUACUUUCUCUCCAUGAAAAUCUUGGUUUCCUCCAACAAAUUCUUGCGAAAUCUGAGAUCGCCUAUGGCUAUGAUAAUUCGGCGAUGAAACGUUUAGAGGCAGAGAUGAGAGAUGUAGCGUUCAAAGCCAAAGAAAGCAUUGAGAUGGAGUUGAGUAACAUAUACAUUCAGUCAAGCAGUAUAGAGGAGGCUUGCCUCCUCAGGCUUCAUGGAAUCUUCAAGCAAGCAGUAAAACAGACUGAUUACCUGAAGAAGAAAUUGAUUAAGAUUAAAAGUAAGCACCAGUUUGCAAAGAGUUCAUCACUCCUUGGUGCUGUAACUUCGCUUAAAGAAACACUCCAUCUAAAUUUCUUGCAAUCACAAUCACGCCUGCCUCUUAUAUAUGAAUGGAAGGUGAUCUCUCUCCAUAGAAAUCUUUGUUUCCUUCAAGAAAGUCUUAAGAAAUCUGAGAUCAUCACCUAUGAUGAUGCGUGGGUGAUGAAAGAUCUAGAGGGAGAGAUGAGAGAUGUAGCGUUCGAAGCUAAAAAAAGGAUUCAGAUGGAGUUGACUACCAUUUAUCUGGCAAAUGGUUGGACUAAGAAUCUUGCUUACCUCCUCAGGCUUCACGAAAUCUUCAAUGAAGCUAUAAAACAGACUGAUUACGUCAAGAAGAAGUUGAUAGAAAUUAAAAGUGAAAUGCAGCUUGCAAAGGGUCCAUCACAAGGUGAAAGGAUCACUGACGUUUAA
Messenger RNA from Ipomoea nil (Japanese morning glory), 889 nucleotides. RefSeq lists its product as uncharacterized. The record is from RefSeq and is a predicted model, not a curated record. Lineage: Eukaryota; Viridiplantae; Streptophyta; Magnoliopsida; Solanales; Convolvulaceae. Bases 71 to 889 code for a protein of 272 amino acids. The transcript is spliced from 2 exons.